Messenger RNA from Arvicanthis niloticus (Nile rat), 1506 nucleotides. NCBI's taxonomy places the organism in Eukaryota, Metazoa, Chordata, Mammalia, Rodentia, Muridae. The record is from RefSeq and is a predicted model, not a curated record.
CUCGCUCUCUCGGGCAACAUGGCGGGCGUGGAGGAGGCAGCGUCCUUCGGGGGCCACCUGAAUGGCGACCUGGAUCCCGACGACAGGGAAGAGGGAACCUCCAGCACGGCCGAGGAAGCCACCAAGAAGAAAAGACGGAAGAAGAAGGGCAAAGGGGCUGUGUCAGCAGUGCAACAAGAACUUGAUAAAGAAUCAGGAACCUCGGUGGAUGAAGUAGCAAAACAGUUGGAGAGACAAGCACUGGAGGAGAAAGAGAGAGAUGAUGAUGAUGAAGAUGGAGACGGUGGUGUUGAUGGCGCAACUGGAAAGAAGAAGAAGAAGAGGAAGAGGAAGAGGAAGAGGAAGAGGAAGAGGAAGAGGAAGAGAGGACCAAAAGUUCAAACAGACCCUCCCUCAGUUCCAAUAUGUGACCUGUAUCCUAAUGGUGUAUUUCCCAAAGGACAAGAGUGUGAAUACCCACCCACACAAGAUGGGCGAACAGCUGCUUGGAGAACCACAAGUGAAGAAAACAAGGCCCUAGACCAGGCUAGUGAGGAGAUUUGGAAUGACUUCCGAGAAGCUGCGGAAGCACAUCGGCAGGUUAGAAAAUAUGUCAUGAGCUGGAUCAAGCCUGGGAUGACAAUGAUAGAAAUCUGUGAGAAGUUGGAAGAUUCCCGAAAGCUAAUAAAGGAAAAUGGAUUAAAUGCAGGCCUGGUGUUUCCCACAGGGUGUUCCCUCAACAACUGUGCUGCCCAUUACACUCCCAAUGCUGGUGACACGACAGUCUUACAGUACGAUGACAUCUGUAAGAUAGACUUUGGAACACAUAUAAGUGGUAGAAUAAUCAAUUGUGCUUUUACUGUUACUUUUAAUCCCAAAUAUGACAUAUUAUUAAAAGCUGUAAAAGAUGCCACUAAUACUGGAAUAAAGUGCGCUGGGAUUGACGUUCAUCUCUGUGAUGUCGGUGAGGCCAUUCAAGAAGUUAUGGAAUCCUAUGAAGUAGAAAUAGAUGAAACAUAUCAAGUGAAACCCAUAUGUAACUUAAAUGGACAUUCAAUUGGGCCAUAUAGAAUUCACGCUGGAAAAACAGUGCCCAUUGUGAAAGGAGGGGAAGCUACAAGAAUGGAGGAAGGAGAGGUGUACGCCAUUGAGACCUUUGGUAGCACAGGGAAGGGCGUGGUUCAUGACGACAUGGAAUGUUCACACUACAUGAAAAAUUUUGAUGUGGGACAUGUGCCGAUAAGGCUUCCAAGAACAAAACACUUGUUAAAUGUCAUCAACGAAAACUUCGGUACCCUUGCCUUCUGCCGAAGGUGGCUGGAUCGCUUGGGAGAAAGUAAAUACUUAAUGGCUCUGAAGAACCUGUGUGACUUGGGCAUUGUCGACCCAUACCCGCCACUGUGUGACAUUAAAGGAUCAUACACGGCACAGUUUGAACACACCAUACUGUUACGUCCAACCUGUAAAGAAGUUGUCAGCAGAGGAGAUGACUAUUAAACUUAGUCCAGAGCCAAUUCAACGUCUUUA